This is a messenger RNA of Papaver somniferum (opium poppy), 1359 nucleotides long. RefSeq names its product myrcene synthase, chloroplastic-like. The transcript is spliced from 6 exons. The coding region runs from base 1 to 1359 and encodes 452 amino acids. The record is from RefSeq and is a predicted model, not a curated record. NCBI's taxonomy places the organism in Eukaryota, Viridiplantae, Streptophyta, Magnoliopsida, Ranunculales, Papaveraceae. Gene Ontology annotation, molecular function: terpene synthase activity; magnesium ion binding.
AUGUCUCAAAUUAUUCACUAUCCACUCCUAAAUUCUUCUUCCCCAUCUUGUUCUUCAUCAUCGUUACGGUCCCCUUUCACCUCCACCCCAUUCUCGAGCCGGUUGCCUGUUAGCACCAAACGCCUUGCACAAUCAGAAGACUCCGUGCACUUUCAGUACCAACCUGCAAUUUGGGAUAACCAUUUUGUUGAAUCAGUACCAAAGACUAAUUACAUGGCGAUCAUUCACAAAACAGAUACGGAAUUACCCGUGAAGAACAUAAAACAACAAGUGAAGGGUUUGCUUAAGAAUGCAGUAAAACCACUGGAGAAGCUUGAGUUGAUCGAUGCGAUUCAAAGACUCGGAAUGAGUUACUUUAUAGAGGAAGAGAUUCUCAAAAUCCUAGAGGACAUGUACCAUGACCGUGACGAUGCACAGAAGAUGAAAGAUAACUUAUAUGCAACUUCUCUCAGAUUUAGGCUUUUUAGGCAUGGGUUUGCUUUGUCGUUUCUUUUAGCUAAUAACAAGUUUAUCUUGCGUGUGGUAGAUGUUUUUGACGAAUUCAGACACGCGGAAGGUGGGUUCAAGGAAACUAUUGUUUACGAUAUAAAGGGAAUGCUGAGUUUAUUUGAAGCGGCACAUCUGCUUAUGAAAGGGGAAAGCAUCUUAAGUGAAGCCAUACUCCUCACAAGAAAAUAUCUAUCGGAAAAUGGAAGCAACAAAAGUAAAAACAUUAACAUUAACCUUGAUAAACAAGUUCGUCGAUCUUUAGAGACACCAUUUCACUGGAGGGUUCCAAGAUCGGAAACUAGGUUUUACAUUGAAGCAUAUGAGUCUCAAAAUGAUAUGAAUCCUCCUCUUCUUGAAUUGGCUAAAGUAAAUUUUAACAUGGUUCAGGCUCAACACAAGAUGGAACUCAUGCAUGUAUUAAGAUGGUGGAAUGAUAUGGGGAUUGCAAAGGAAUUGUAUUUUGCAAGAGAUCGAUUGGUUGAGUGCUUCUUAUCAAAUAUUGGGGCUUGUUGGGAGCCACGACAAGGACGUUGUAGAGAAUGGGUCACCAAAAUUAUGAGCUUUGCUCUAGUAAUCGAUGACAUCUAUGAUUCUCAUGGAUCUUUAGAAGAACUAGAACUAUUUACCGUUGCUAUUGACAGGUGGGAUUCCAAAGCCGUGGAGAACCUGCCAUAUUACAUGAAGAUAUGUUUCUUAGCCCUCUUCAACACCGUGAAUGAAAUGGCUUUCGAGAUACUCAGUGAACAACAAUUUGACAUCUUACCGCACUUAACCAAAUCGAAGCAAAAUGGUGCCAUAAUGAGUAUGUCCCAACUUUUAUGGAAUAUCAGCAUAAUGGGUCGGUGUCAUCUGUUGGAUAUGUCUUUCUAA